Penicillium verhagenii is the source of this 906-nucleotide messenger RNA. Its product is annotated as retinol dehydrogenase. The record is from RefSeq and is a predicted model, not a curated record. The transcript is spliced from 6 exons. Bases 1 to 906 code for a protein of 301 amino acids. NCBI's taxonomy places the organism in Eukaryota, Fungi, Ascomycota, Eurotiomycetes, Eurotiales, Aspergillaceae.
AUGGGGGGCACUACAAAGUCAUCGACACCCGAUCUGUCUGGAAAGGUUGCUAUAGUGACUGGCGGACACACAGGCCUAGGAUUCGGUACAAGCAUUGAGUUGGCUAAACAUGGUGCGCGUGUAUACAUUGCCAGUCGCUCAGACUCGAAGGUCAAGAUUGCCAAAAAUGACAUCCUGAAGGAGUUUCCCUCCGCAGAUGUCCAUUUCCUUCCCCUGGAUCUUGCCGACCUAGACAGUGUCCGACUGGCAGCUGAAGAAUUUACUCAGCUUGAGUCCACUCUUCAUAUACUGGUGAACAAUGCUGGCGUGAUGUGUUUGCCCUACGAAGAAACGAAAGAUGGAUUUGAAAUGCAAUUUGCGGUGAACUAUCUCGGGCAUUUUCUCCUGACAAAAUUGCUUCUUCCAACCCUUUUGAAAACGACCGAGUCUACCCUAGAAGGCACAGUUCGAAUUGUGAAUGUCUCCAGUGACGGACACGAAAAGCUGGCGCCAAAGCAGGGCAUGCUUUUUUCUGAUAUGAACAUGAAAGAUGGUUUCUCAGUCUGGGCUCGGUAUGGCCAUUCAAAACUUGCCAACGUGCUACAUUCCAAAGAAUUGGCAAAGAGAUAUGCCAAGAUCAUGUCUCUUUCUCUGCAUCCGGGGACUGUCAAAACGGGAUUAUCGCAUGGUCCGCUGUCAUCAACGCCGAUGUAUCGCUUUAUAAAGCCGCUUGUGGAGCUAGGUGCUCCAGGUCCGCGCGAGGGAGCAGGUGCCAUUGUUUAUGCCGCGACAUCCAUGUCUCUCCAAAUCAAUCGCGAUAAUGGAGCGUAUCUUCUGCCGGUUGGUAAAGUUUCAGCGGCUAGCAAAGCUGCGAGAGAUUCAGCAAUGGCACAUGAUCUGUGGGUCUGGACCGAAGAGAGAGUAUAA